Molecule: messenger RNA, 2013 nt
Organism: Paecilomyces variotii
Lineage: Eukaryota; Fungi; Ascomycota; Eurotiomycetes; Eurotiales; Thermoascaceae
Product: putative translation initiation factor EF-2 gamma subunit
Exons: 3
Coding region: 201-1760 (519 amino acids)
Biological process (GO): formation of translation preinitiation complex; positive regulation of translational fidelity
Cellular component (GO): cytosol; eukaryotic translation initiation factor 2 complex
Molecular function (GO): translation initiation factor activity; GTPase activity; GTP binding
Source: RefSeq, a predicted model, not a curated record
UGCACCCUACGGCGUCCAGCGCAGGGAAAAAGGUUCGCCGCCCACACUCCACUGCACAAAUCGGCACCCCACCGCCAAACCCAUAUCAUAUCGCCUCCGGCCUUAACUGCAAUUUUCAACGUCACGACACGCCCAGUCACCUACCCUAUUUCCCACACCCAACACUGGCCGUUGCUGAACGUGACUCUCACAUCGCAAUCAUGGCUACCAACGGUGACUUCUCAGACGAAGAUUCGCAGCCCGGCUCCCCCGUCAUCGACGCCAACGGCCACGAUGACAUCGAGGACCAGGAACCCCUCGAGCACGAGGAAUCGACCGAGAAGCCCCUCAAGUCGGCCCUGAAGAAGGGCUCUUCACUACCGCCUCCUCCCCAGAUCAAGCGCCCAGAGCUGCCACCUCAGCCGGAUCCAGAGACCCUCGACCUGACGACUUUGACGCCUCUGUCGCCCGAGAUCAUUGCGCGCCAGGCCACGAUCAACAUUGGUACCAUCGGACACGUCGCUCACGGAAAGUCGACGGUCGUCAAGGCUAUCUCUGAGGUGCAGACUGUCCGUUUCAAGAACGAGCUGGAGCGAAACAUCACCAUCAAGCUGGGUUAUGCCAAUGCCAAGAUCUACAAGUGCGACAACGAGGCCUGCCCUCGUCCGACUUGCUACAAGAGUUACAAGAGUGAGAAGGAGGUCGACCCGCCAUGUGAGAGAGAAGGCUGCACUGGACGGUACAGAUUGCUCAGACAUGUCUCAUUCGUUGACUGCCCGGGACACGAUAUUCUGAUGAGUACCAUGUUGUCUGGUGCCGCUGUCAUGGAUGCUGCACUUCUGCUGAUUGCUGGAAACGAAACUUGCCCUCAGCCCCAGACCUCGGAGCACUUGGCUGCCAUCGAGAUCAUGAAGCUGAGCCACAUCAUUAUCCUUCAGAACAAGGUCGAUCUGAUGCGGGAAGAGGGUGCUCUGCAACACUACCAGUCCAUCCUGAAGUUCAUCAGGGGUACUGUUGCUGAUGGCUCCCCUAUUAUCCCCAUCUCUGCCCAGUUGAAGUACAACAUUGACGCCGUUAACGAGCACCUUGUCUCGCACAUCCCUGUUCCCCUCCGAGACUUCACGGCUGCUCCUCACAUGAUCGUCAUUCGAUCUUUCGACGUUAACAAGCCUGGUGCUGAGAUUGAUGAGCUCAAGGGUGGUGUCGCUGGUGGUUCCAUUCUGACUGGUGUUUUGAAGCUGAACGACGAGAUCGAGAUCCGUCCUGGUCUGGUGACGAAGGAUGCGAACGGCAAGAUUCAGUGUAGACCCAUCUUCUCUCGCGUCAUGUCUCUCUUCGCCGAGCACAAUGACCUCAAGUUCGCCGUCCCUGGUGGUCUAAUCGGUGUCGGAACUCGUGUCGACCCUACCCUUUGCCGUGCUGACCGUCUCGUCGGUUUCGUCCUCGGUCUUAAGGGCCGUCUGCCAGCCAUCUACACUGAGCUCGAGGUCAACUACUUCUUGCUUCGUCGUCUGCUUGGUGUCAAGACCGCCGACGGCAAGCAGGCCAAGGUCGCCAAGCUGUCCAAGAACGAGGUUCUCAUGGUUAACAUUGGAUCUACUGCCACGGGUGCUAAGGUCAUGGGUGUCAAGGCUGAUGCUGCCAAGCUGAGCUUGACCAGCCCGGCUUGUACCGAGAUCGGCGAGAAGAUCGCCAUCAGCCGAAGAAUUGACAGGCACUGGCGUCUGAUCGGAUGGGCCAACAUUGUUGCUGGAAACACCCUUGAGCCUAUCAUUGACUAAAUAUUUUCGAUCUAUUAACAAUGUAUGCUGCUCAUCUUCUUGUCAUUUUGUGGCUAGCGGACUGCUAUUCAGCAGAUUCUGCGCCACAACCCUGUGACAAGGAGUUCCGAGUAGAUGUGACGAAUGAGAAAAGAUGGAAAGAAGGGAAUGCCAACAAAAGUCGAUUAUACCCCAACUCCCUUAUCUAGCGGCAAUGAACAACGCGACGGACAUUCCCUGCGUCGUUGCCGUCUUGGGUAAGAAGUAGCUGCAU